AUGGCGCCUCAUGCUGACGAAGCUGAAUUUCUUCCCGUAACUGAUGAGAGCACACAAUCACUCCGUGGAGGAGGAGAGGGAAACAGAUUGGCCGGAAAAGUGGCAGUGGUGACGGGUGCAGGCAGUGGAUUCGGAGAAGCGAUUGCGAAGAAGUAUGCUUUUGAAGGAGCAGCUGUCGUCUGUGUCGACAUGAACGAGAAAGCGGCUGCACGUGUCGCUGGGGAGAUCGGAGGGGAAAAGUGUAUCUCGUUUAAGGCGGACGUGAGCAACUUCAAAGAUUGGGAAGCUUUGAUCAAGAAAUGCAAAGAAGAACUCGGUGGGAUUGAUAUUCUUGUCAAUAACGCUGGGACGUCUCAUAAGAACAAGCCAACUCUGGAGGUGACAGAAGACGAGUUCGACCGCGUUUUCGCCGUAAAUGUCAAAUCCAUCUUUCACUCGGUCCACGCCGUGAUGCCCCUCCUCAUUGAACAAAACCGCGGCGGAAGCAUCAUCAACACCUCCUCCAUCGGCGCUCACCGUCCUCGUCCCGGACUCAGCUGGUACAACGCCAGUAAAAGUGCCGUAACCAAUGUCACCAAAUCACUUGCAGCAGAGUAUGGACCCAAGGGUAUCCGUGUGAACGCUAUUUUGCCUCUUAUGGCUGCUACAGGUCUUAUUGAAACGUUUAUGGGGAUGGAGAACACGGAGGAGAACCGGGCUAAGUUCGUGGGAAACGUGCCGAUGGGGAGGUUGUGUACUCCGGAAGAUGUUGCCAAAGCAGCGCUUUUCCUUGCAAGCGACGACUCGUCUUUCAUUACUGGACAACAGCUUGAGGUUGAUGGAGGGCGCGGGAUCUGA
Molecule: messenger RNA, 837 nt
Organism: Saitoella complicata NRRL Y-17804
Lineage: Eukaryota; Fungi; Ascomycota; Saitoellomycetes; Saitoellales; Saitoellaceae
Product: L-iditol 2-dehydrogenase
Exons: 4
Coding region: 1-837 (278 amino acids)
Molecular function (GO): oxidoreductase activity
Source: RefSeq, a predicted model, not a curated record